This is a messenger RNA of Aaosphaeria arxii CBS 175.79, 1367 nucleotides long. RefSeq lists its product as uncharacterized. The record is from RefSeq and is a predicted model, not a curated record. Bases 207 to 1151 code for a protein of 314 amino acids. Lineage: Eukaryota; Fungi; Ascomycota; Dothideomycetes; Pleosporales. The transcript is spliced from 2 exons.
CGAUCACUGCGGGAGGCACAAGCGCAUCGGCUGCCCUGCGCGCAUGUCCUGGCUUGUUCAUUGUCAUGGCACUUUCAAGUCCAGGUUCCGGUGCCGUUGUUGCUACUUUCCGAGCAGAUCAGCCUUCACUCUUGCAGUGAUUCCAUCAUUCCUAUCGCGGUGAACCUGGACGACCAAUCAGUGGCGUAUUGUACUUUCAUCUCACCAUGUCCGACUACCAUUCACUGAACGACCCCAACAACCCUCCUCCCCGACCCAUCGAGUUUUCUGCGCCGAACAACGACAGCUCAAAUACCAACCCUAACCAGGGCCAACCUAAUUCUUCGACCGACUCGCCCGCACUUUGGUCCUUCGACGACAUCGUGGACUUGCCACCCUCGCCGACGCCUCCCUCGCCUCCGCUCCCGCCGCCCCGAUCUGCUGCCUUUCUCGAUCAAAUCCUGAACCCAGGUCCGGCCCCGGCGAGCUCUUCUAGUUUCUUCACUCCUUCAACAGUCUUUCGUCAAGAUUUCGACUUCUCGAGAAGACCAGCUGCAGACGUGUCCGGGGCAACCCAAAACUCUUCCUAUUCAGAUACCUCCAUGCCGCCUGCAAGAUCGUCGCGGGCAUCGCGUCGGAACAGUGGGGUCGUGGAUCUAACUGAUGAUCCGGAUCCGCCUGCGAGGAGAUUGAGUGCCCAGUCUGGGGGCGCUGGACCAUCGGCGAAACGUCGAAAACGCUCAGAUGGGGGAGCUGUGCCCGCCGUGAGCAAGGACAAGAAAGCAAGUACGGUCGAAAUCGGAGAGGUUGACCUAACCGAGGAGAAUACACCACUCAAGGAGGCUUUGGACAAGCAAAGAGCGGACGCAGUCAAGGCACAGCAAAAGCCAGAGGAGAAGGCGACAAACUUCAACACACUCACCUGUGUCAUUUGCAUGGAUACACCGACUGAUCUAACGGCAACGUCAUGUGGUCAUAUUUUCUGUCACAGCUGCUUAAUGGAAGCACUGAUAGCUGGCGAAGAACGCUCCGCACCCGGCGAGCCUCGACGAUCUCAAUGUCCGGUCUGCCGUAAACAUAUCAGCCGAACAAAGCAGACUGAUAUCAUUCCUCUUUUGCUCAUGAAAGGAUUGGCAACGCAGCCACGGAAGAAACUGAGAACAACUACAUGACCGGGCCUCUAGAAUGCAUUACAGCAUCUAGCGUGUGGAUUCCCUUGAUCAGUGUUUGGAUACUGGAAGCUUCGUAUGAGGACAACUUCUCAAUGAUUGCUUCAGUCGGCAAAGUAAUUAUUGCUACAGUAAGGUGUAGCAAAGUAAAGUAGGCACUCCUGUUAGGACUAUUUAUGAGUGAAACAUGAUAUACCCCAAUAUAAUCUCUAUUCAUUA